Messenger RNA from Fomitiporia mediterranea MF3/22, 924 nucleotides. RefSeq names its product alpha/beta-hydrolase. The coding region runs from base 1 to 924 and encodes 307 amino acids. The transcript is spliced from 6 exons. The record is from RefSeq and is a predicted model, not a curated record. NCBI's taxonomy places the organism in Eukaryota, Fungi, Basidiomycota, Agaricomycetes, Hymenochaetales, Hymenochaetaceae.
AUGCCCCGGCCUGCAUUUAUCGUCCGAGCCACCGCCCCUUUCCGGUCCUUGGAAUUCGCCAUCGCACAUCCGAGCUAUCCGAACGUAUUCCAUUUCUACGCCAUGUCCGAGUUUCCAUCUAGCCCGAAAAUUCUUGUCUCCUCCGACGGAACAAAGAUCUAUGCAGAUGCUUCUGGAGACACAAGUAAACCAAGCAUUAUCUUCGUCCAUGGACUAGGCCUGAGUGGUGCUGUGUUCGACAGGAUCUUCUCGGACAAACGGUACACCGAGCACUUUUAUCUGGUUCGUUAUGAUAUGAGAGGCCAUGGACGAAGCGGCAAGCCAAUCAAUGGGGAAGGUUACGCUUCAAACCUCUUUGCGGACGACUUUGCAGUCGUCAUGAAAGCAUUCAACCUACACAAGCCCGUUUUCGUCGGAUGGAGUUUCGGAGCGACUAUCCCCGUCGACAUUGCCACUAACUUCUCCGACAUCCCUCUCGCUGAUGUCAUCUACCUCUGCGGCGUGCCAUACACUAGCUCAAUUGUUCAACAAAUCGCAACUCCCGAAAUACUCAGUUUGGUCCCGGGCCUUACUUCUGAAGACUCCGUUGUAACAGCCUUGUCCAUCACACGCGAGUUUGUCGACUUGCUUUUCCUCGAUGCCACGAAAAUUCCGUGGGAACUGCUAGUCCUGUGGACACAUCACGAUUCUUUGAGCUCGGGAAACAAGGAUUUCUGCUAUUUGUUUCUUGGAGGAGCAUACGACAGGCUGAUUAUGAGCAAUGUCGUUGCCGAUAAGAUGCGUCCGUACUUCAAGAAUCUGGAAGUUCAUUUAAUUGAGAAGGGUGGAAGCCAUGCUGUCUUUUUCGAGAACCAAGAUGAAACGAUGGACAAAAUCAUAGACUUCACCCAGAGAGUCAAUGGCCAUGAGAAUGUGUGUUCAUAA